GUUGCAUUAUUGAUACAAUUGGCUAUUCAGUAAAAUUUACUGGGAUACAGCAGCUGUCACAAUCAUAAAUACUAUUAUUAAUUCCAAUCAAAACCGCCUAAAGAAAACAUACUUAUAUUUAUGUAUUGAUAUGUACAAAAAAUGAAUCAUUCAUUGAAUUCGAUACUGUCAACGACUGUGAGAGUGUAAAUAAAUGUGUGUGUAUGUAGAAGUCUUUUAUAUACAACCACAUUCAUACAUAUGCACUAUAAAUUGCAAAUAAAACGAAAUGUCAACGUUUUCAGGUAGCAAAAAAAUGAUUUGUAAAUAAGCAAAGGUCUGCAUUUUAUAUGAGAAUUAACUAACCGUUGUAAGGAAUAUUAUACAAGGAUAUAUCUGUGUGCUGAAUGUUGCGACUAAGCAAAACUGAUUUAACGAACACCCUUUUGAGAAAACAUGCAUUUGUUUGUUUACAAACUGUUGGCGCUCGACAAAAGGAGACAUCGGCGGUGCGAAAAGCAAAUACGACUACGUAAUACACAUUGCAGGCCGCCAUAAAUUUGGCAUUAUAAAAGGAUCGUAAGUGUCAGUAUCUGGACAGUGUACUUGCACGAGUUAUUUAGCGCGGUGAUUCGAAAUUCUCAUUCACAUACGCUCAUUCAUGCAUACGUAUGUAUGUAUAUAUGUGUGUAUAACGGUGGUAUACUAACCAGAUGAAGCUAUGAUUUACUACGUUUUAUUGCUGCUUCCAAUGUACUGCAUCGAGGCUAAAGUACCACAACAACAAUGGCACUAUCGCAUGAUUUCAAAUACAAUAACAAACACAGACAUGAACUUAGCAGAAAUCGGAGAAGAACUUCAUAGAUACACCUUGCAUAUACCCUAUCUCAAAGUGCUGUUGCGUGCUAAGCAUUUGGAACGCGAUGACGCUAAUCCCUAUGUGCGUUGGUUUCUUCGUCACAGUAGCUUGCCGGUAAUUGUUAACGCCUAUGACGAGUUGGAACUCAGCAAUGGCACAGAGUCGUCAGCGUCAGUUGGGAGUGAUCGCGAUAGUUUCGUCAUUAUGACGGAUUCUGAGCAAAUACAUAUGGUUGCACAGCGUUUCGUACAACGAGCGGGGCUAUUCUUUUUCAUACUUUCUGAUGCGCAAUUGCCAACAGAUGGUAUCAAGCUGUAUCACGCUUUCAAUACGUUAUGGAUUAAAUAUAGAGCUUUCAAGAAUUUUCUGCUCACAGUUGAGGGUAUUUUCUAUUUUAAUCCUUUUGACUACAGUGAUGUCCAGCAAAGCUAUGGAAAAUUUGUUCGUUAUAAGCACAAAGAAUCAUUGGAUACUGCCUUGUUUCGGGACAUGCGCGGCUAUCCGUUGCGUGUGCAAAUUUUCAAAUCAGUUUAUGCUCGGCCAAAUUUUAAUUUGAGCAACCCAUCGAUAAAGGAAGUUUAUGGUGUGGAUGGACGUGUAGCAGAACUUUUGCAACAACGUAUGAACUUCACAAUGGUCUUGCAAGAGCCAGAUCCCAACUAUUUUGGUGAACGUUCCACAGAUGGUAAAUAUAACGGUGCUAUCGGUUCAAUUAUUGAGGAUAAGAUCGAUAUAUGUCUCACUGGUUUCUUUAUAAAGGAUUAUUUGGUGGGAGAUUACAUGGAUUUUACGGUAGCCGUUUACGAUGACAAAUUGUGCAUUUAUGUGCCAAAAGCGCAGCGCAUUCCUCAAUCCAUUCUUCCGCUGUUUUCGGUGCGUGUAGACGUUUGGUUAGGCUUCAUACUGGCUGCUUUCGCCUGCUGUGCUAUUUGGUGCAUAAUACGAUACCUAAAUAUAUGCCUAGACAUAAAAAAAUGCGCCAACACACCGCUGAAUCGAAGUCAAUGGGGUCAAUUCGUCAGAAUUUACAUAGACACAUGGGUGCUUUGGGUGCGAGUCAAUCUGGUGCAAUAUCCACCUUUCAACUCGGAACGUAUCUUUAUAGCGUCAUUAUGCCUGGUGAGCGUUAUAUUUGGCGCUGUCUUCGAGUCCAGUUUGGCCACAGUGUUUAUACAUCCGUUAUAUUAUAAUGAUAUAAACACAUUGCAACAACUCGAUGAAAGUAAUCUAAAAAUCAUAUACAAAUACUCAUCGAUGGCGGAUGAUCUAUUUUUCAGCGAAACAUCGCCACUAUUUGCAAAUCUCAAUAAGAAAUUGGUACAUGUGCAGAACUUAAACGCCGAUGUCAUAUUGGAUAUUGCUAAAAGUGGUGGAAAAGCCGCGGUCUCACGCGCCAAUUCACUUUUAUUAGAAUCAUUGCAGUUCAUAUUGGCUAAACAAAUUUAUAUUGUGCCCGAAUGUCCAAAAGAUUAUACCAUUUCCUAUGUCAUUCCGAAAGAUGCCCCCUGGGAGGAAGCUGUCAACAAUUUGCUCCUACAAUUUGCUUCUGUGGGGCUGAUCACAAAAUGGAUCAACGACAUGAAAACUGCCGUGGACAUCGGUGUAAUGACGAGCGGCAUGGAUUUCGUGCAGCAAAUCGACGAAUUUAAAGUGCUUACAGUUACCGAUUUACAGUUGGCAUUCUAUGUGGUGAUAUUAGGCAACUUCCUGGCCGGAAUGUCAUUAGUCAUUGAAUUCUGCCUCAAAGGAUGUACCAAACGUAGAAAGACCAAAAUAAAGCAUGAUGGAAUAUAAUGUAUGAUUCGUUGCUGUUAUGUUUCUCAAUAGGUGCAUCGGGAAAAUAUUCAUAUAUAUUAAUAUACACAGAAUUGUGAAAAUGAAUAAAGAUAUCUGCUAUAACACUUACAAUAAA
Molecule: messenger RNA, 2750 nt
Organism: Zeugodacus cucurbitae (melon fly)
Lineage: Eukaryota; Metazoa; Arthropoda; Insecta; Diptera; Tephritidae
Gene: Ir10a
Exons: 2
Coding region: 701-2632 (643 amino acids)
Source: RefSeq, a predicted model, not a curated record